Molecule: messenger RNA, 312 nt
Organism: Laetiporus sulphureus 93-53
Lineage: Eukaryota; Fungi; Basidiomycota; Agaricomycetes; Polyporales; Laetiporaceae
Exons: 1
Coding region: 1-312 (103 amino acids)
Source: RefSeq, a predicted model, not a curated record
AUGCGCGCGUACUACAUAGAUGAGCUCCCCAGCGAGCAGUGCCUUCUGCACGACUCGGGCAAUGUCAUCGACGACGCGAUGCUCGAUAAGCUCAGCGUGCUGUGGUGGCACAUCCCCGUCGAACCGAGUGGUGAAUGGGAGGGCAAGGUGGAUGCUAUAGCCAAUGAGAGGCAAUACCGCAACCGCAACAUAUGUCUUGUCACCAAGGAGGGCAUGGGUGAAGACUUUGAGGUGACACUGAAGUGGUUAUAUCAUGAGUACGUGUUCGGUUUAGAUCUCCUACUGUGUGUUCGGUCUGCUGGUGCGCGAUGA